UGAGGUUAUCGAGUUGGACGAUGAAAUCACCCUAGAAACUUACUCUGACGAUGAUUCAUCAAAUCAUGAAGAUGAGGUAGAUGAUCCAAGGGUUACGCAUCAUUGGUCAUAUAGGUCACGUAAAAACUUCCAUAGUUCUCGUGAUAAAGGCGAAAUCAAAAAUAAAAAAGUUAUAAAACAAUAUGAACCAAAGUUGCCAGGAAUCGCAUCUUCCGUUGAAAAUGUUUUGGAGAUUUCAUCAGCAUCAGCAUAUGAUAUACGUGUGGAUAUACCACCACGGACGAGAAUUCGUGAUGCAUAUAUUUCAUCAAGUUUUACUAAGCCUCCAAUAUAUUUUUGCACAGAAGAAGAGUGCCUGGAUAAGCUUUUAAAUAACGAAGAUGAUAAUAUAAGCGAUGAUUCUUACCUUAGAUUUGAUCUCAAUGAUUUUAUCAUAUAUGAUAACACCGAUGAAAUUAUCGAUCCUUGGAACAGAGGAAGACAACAGCAAAUUUUUUGGGAUGGUUUUAUCAUAGAGGGUGAAGAAAAUAUGAUGU
Acaulospora morrowiae is the source of this 536-nucleotide messenger RNA. The record is from the annotation of a GenBank genome assembly. Lineage: Eukaryota; Fungi; Glomeromycota; Glomeromycetes; Diversisporales; Acaulosporaceae.